Messenger RNA from Nipponia nippon (crested ibis), 1488 nucleotides. Lineage: Eukaryota; Metazoa; Chordata; Aves; Pelecaniformes; Threskiornithidae. The record is from RefSeq and is a predicted model, not a curated record.
AUGGAGGAGGUGGAGUCGCGCUUCCUGCACCUCCUGCAGCCCAUCCGCGACCUCACCAAGAACUGGGAGGUGGAUGUGGCCGCCCAGCUCGGGGAGUACCUGGAGGAGCUGGAUCAAAUCUGUAUUUCCUUUGACAACGGGAAAACCACCAUGAACUUCAUAGAAGCGGCCCUGUUGAUCCAGGGCUCUGCCUGCAUCUACAGCAGGAAGGUGGAGUAUCUCUACUCGCUGGUCUACCAGACGCUCGACUUCAUCUCCAAUAAAAAGCGGGAAAAACAGCCCAGCUCCGUGGGGCAGGACGGCAAAGAUGCUGAUGCGACCUUUGGGGAGGAGGAGGAGGAGGAGUUCCUUUCCCUGGACGACAUCAGGGACAGCAGCCAGGAGAACGUGGACAUGAAGAAGGAUCACCAGCCCAACGCUGUGAACAUUGUUCCCUUGACUCCGAUGUCUUUGGUCCCCCCGGAAGAGGCUGAGAAGAGAGACAACCCUCUGUUCAGCCGGAAAGGGGAGAUCCUCGCCAGCCGGAAGGAUUUCCGGAUGAACACGUGCACCCCUCACGCCACUGGAGCCUUCCUGCUGGAGCUGGCGGGCCUCUCCCCCACCUGCCUGCAGGAGCGGCAGCGCGUAGGGAGCCCCGGCAGAGCGGCAGGUACGGGGGGAGCGCUGUCCUGCGUCCUCGGCAGCGGGAGGGAGCACAUUGGCGCCGGCAGGGCUCCCAUCCAGGCGCUGAGCUUCUCUGAAGACGGAGGUGCCGCAGGAGCAGAUGAUGAUGACAGCAGAGGGGACGACGUGCCCGGAGCACCAGAGGACACUGUGGAAAUGGCUCCGGCUGCUAACGAACGCGUCGAGGCGCAGAGGAGCGCGCCCCGGGCAAAGGGGUACGUGCUGCGGGAGCCAGCCCCUGCCGAGGACCCCAAGGCCCACAUCAAGGAGAUGCUGGAUCCAUGGCAAAGCCUCGACCCCUUCGGUGACUCCGAGGACAAGCCGUUCAAGAAAGGGAGGCCCUUCCUGGUGCCGCACGGCCUGGACGACAUGGUCGGUGGCAAGCGGAAGAGGAAGGGACCGAGGAAGCUCCAGGACUUCAUGGCGUGGUUCUCUGCAGCCUACAACAACGUUGCUGAUGGCAGGAAAACCAGGAGGAAAGGGCCGACGUUCGCAGAUCUGGAGGUGCUGUACUGGAAGCAGCUGAAGGAGCGGCUGGCGGCGCAGAGGAAGCUGCAGAGCCGGGCGGGGCCGCUGUGGACGCUGCCGCCGCCGUGCGAGGAGGAGCUGGACCUGCUGGAGGAGGAACGAGGGGCCGACUGCCACGAAGGAGCCGGCAACGACUUUGCGGAGCACGAGGACAUCCAGCCCGAGGGCCUGGAGGAGCUGGGGGAAGAAGCCCUGGGCCCCGGUGACCUGGGCUCGCUGGGCUACGAGGAGCUGGUGCGCAGGAACGUGGAGCUGUUCAUCGCCAACUCCCAGAAGUACGCGCAGGCGACGGCGGUG